AGCGAUCGACAUGCAGGAUGUCUCCGCGGAGGUCUCCUCCCCCUCGGGGGCCCGCCAGCCUGCAGAACUGGUCGCCGCAGGCAACGACACCUACUGUGUGCGCUUCGUUCCCACGGAGAUGGGCGUGCACAGCGUGAGUGUGCGGUACAGGGGCGUGCACGUGCCAGGCAGCCCCUUCCAGUUCACUGUGGGGCCCCUGGGAGAGGGGGGGGCCGCCAAGGUGAGGGCAGGAGGUCCGGGACUGGAGGGAGCCCAGGCAGGAGAGCCAGCUGAGUUCAGUAUCUGGACGAGGGAGGCGGGGGCCGGCGGUCUCUCCAUCGCUGUGGAGGGUCCCAGCAGGGCGGAGAUCUCCUUCGACGACCGCAAAGACGGGUCCUGCGGGGUCUCCUACGUGGCUCAGGACCCCGGUGAUUAUGAGAUUUCGGUGAAGUUUAACGAGCAGCACAUCCCUGACAGCCCGUUCCUGGUUCCUGUGGUCGCUCCGGCCAACGACGCCCGCCGCCUCAGUGUUACCGGCCUUCAGGUGAGGCACGAGGAGACACCCCCACACCCUCUGAGGCUCAGUUGCAUAAAAGUGUGAUAUCAUGAGCACAACAAUAAAUCAUGGGCGAAGAUAGAUAUUAAGAUUUUGAGUUAAAACACACACAGCUGGCUGAUUUCAUUCCACUUAUUUUUUUAAAUAAAGUUUCUUU
Notothenia coriiceps (black rockcod) is the source of this 692-nucleotide messenger RNA. RefSeq names its product filamin-A-like. Gene Ontology annotation, molecular function: actin filament binding. Gene Ontology annotation, biological process: actin cytoskeleton organization. The transcript is spliced from 3 exons. Bases 11 to 580 code for a protein of 189 amino acids. The record is from RefSeq and is a predicted model, not a curated record. Lineage: Eukaryota; Metazoa; Chordata; Actinopteri; Perciformes; Nototheniidae.